Molecule: messenger RNA, 609 nt
Organism: Bacidia gigantensis
Lineage: Eukaryota; Fungi; Ascomycota; Lecanoromycetes; Lecanorales; Ramalinaceae
Exons: 3
Coding region: 1-609 (202 amino acids)
Source: RefSeq, a predicted model, not a curated record
AUGCUCAGAUGGAAUCAAUUCGCCGCGUCUCAAGCUGCGGCAAAACGGCCAGACUUCCUCGAUGAACCCGCCGAAUCGGAACAAAUAAAGGGACAAAAUUCCUCAAAAGCAAAGAAAUCCAACGCUCAAAAUCACUUGGAUAGAAUCCUGUCAGGAUUGAAAUCAGAUUCAAAGGAAGGAAUGAACUUGGCGAGCGAGGUUCAACGAGGUUUCCAGACGGCGAAAGAUAACACGGGCGAUUUCGAUUGGAAAAAGAUGCAAGCCCCUAUCGAUGGUAUUUCUGGAAGCGGGUCUGGAAAAGAGAUGACCGCAGAAGACCACAGGGCGCUGCUUAAAGACAGCAUUGAGAAGAUACCAAGCACCCCCCGUAACAAGCGGACGGUGCGUUCGCGACCAGAGGUGGGAAGGAUCGUCGAGGUGAACCUGAGCAAGGGAAUCGAUUUUGGGAGAGCAUUGGCACGACUGGGGACGACAUUGUCGAGCAACAGCGGGACAGAAACGGAAGAGGCUGAAGAAGGAGAGGUGGAGGAAGCUCUUCCUACGCGGUUUCAGGGCUACGGUUGCGAGGGUCAGGGAGAUGAAACGAAAGGGCUGGUGAAUGUUAUGUAG